AUGUCUUCCCAAAAACCGCUUGUUCUUUUCUUCAAUGCUGUCAGGCAUGCCCAUUCUUCAUUUCAGCAGCUGCAACAGAUGGCCCGCACGGAGAUCGUCACAAGCAAGAACAGGGAAACAUUCUUCCAGGACAUUCAGGGCAAGUACAAAGAUGCCUUUGCCAUCUAUAGAACAUCCGCCAGUGGGGCAGUGGCUGGUAAGUUCGAUGCUGAGUUCAUCGAUCAUCGGCCAGAGAGCUGCAAGUUCAUCUGUCACAAUGGCGCCGGGUACGAUCCAAUCGACACAAACGCCUGUGCCAGGAGGGGCAUCAUAGUCACCAAUGCUCCCAGCCCCGUUACCGAUGCCACCGCUGAUUUGGCGGUCUUUCUCCUCCUGGGAGCCCUGCGUCAGGUCAACCCGGCUAUGGUCACCCUUCGAUCGGGGAAAUUCAAAACAGGCGUAGACUUCGGUCAUGAUCCUCAAGGAAAGACGCUGGGAAUCCUCGGUAUGGGUCGCAUUGGACGCGCGAUCGAAAGCCGUGUUCGUCCAUUUGGCAUCAACACGAUCUACCACAGCCGGAAUCCUCUUCCGGACGAAGAAGCUGCCGGGGCUGAAUACGUUUCUUUUGAUGAUUUACUGUCGAAGAGCGACAUUAUCAGCCUUAAUUUACCACUCAACCCCAAGACGAGGCAUUUGAUUGGAGCGGCAGAGAUCGCGAAAAUGAAACCUGGAGUUGUUAUCGUUAACACGGCGCGAGGUGCGGUAAUCGACGAGGCUGCCAUGGCCGAUGCAUUGGAGGAUGGGCACAUUGCUGCCGUGGGCUUAGAUAUUUUCGAAGAAGAGCCCAAAAUCAACGAUAAACUACUAAAACAGCACCGGGCGUUCAUGGUGCCGCAUAUUGGUACCCAUACAUUUGAAACUUUGGCCAAGAUGGAGACUUGGGCUAUGGAUAAUGUGCGAUGUGCCAUUUUGGGAGAGGAACUGCUGUCUCCUGUUGCAGAGCACCAACAUUUGGCGCAAAAGAGACAUUGA
Molecule: messenger RNA, 1011 nt
Organism: Aspergillus affinis
Lineage: Eukaryota; Fungi; Ascomycota; Eurotiomycetes; Eurotiales; Aspergillaceae
Product: D-mandelate dehydrogenase-like dehydrogenase
Exons: 3
Coding region: 1-1011 (336 amino acids)
Cellular component (GO): cytosol
Molecular function (GO): glyoxylate reductase (NADPH) activity; NAD binding; hydroxypyruvate reductase [NAD(P)H] activity
Source: RefSeq, a predicted model, not a curated record